Messenger RNA from Cladophialophora carrionii CBS 160.54, 1569 nucleotides. RefSeq lists its product as uncharacterized. Lineage: Eukaryota; Fungi; Ascomycota; Eurotiomycetes; Chaetothyriales; Herpotrichiellaceae. The transcript has a single exon. Bases 1 to 1569 code for a protein of 522 amino acids. The record is from RefSeq and is a predicted model, not a curated record.
AUGUCGUUUUUCACCUCGAAUCGCUUCUUGGUGGCUGUAAUCUUUCUAGGCUUUGGCACAGCAUCCGUAGCGGUGCCUGCUCUCUUGACACGAGUGAGAGAUGCCGCGAAAGCGCCAGCGCCAGACCCGCCACCUUCCCCACAGAAGACUCUCCAGAAGGACUCUGAAAAUGCGCUGAAUAUCGAGACGCUUCGGACAUUGGCAGAUGGGUACAGCUACGAUCUGCGGAACUCCGCGAUCAAGAUUGUCGCCAGUCGCACGGCCAGAUCCCGUGCGAGAGAUCUACUACUGAGGGAUCUCGCGAGCAGGAAUUACGAGCGCCGGCAGGAUGCCAUCAAUGCGCUGCGCUUGCUUCUCAACAACAACUCGUUCGGCGUGACUAUAUGCGACCAAUUCAGAGACGCAAAAUCUGUCGCUGCUGUCGUUAGGGCUCUGAUCAACGUUCUGCCUCAGCAUUCGCGACACGCCUCCAGUCUGAAGGCUAAAGCUCCGGAUGAAGCAGGAGACGAGACAGGGCUGCCGCCAUCACCCAUCCGACCCGCAUAUCGGCCGUCACAAGAACACGCUCUGAUGUCACUUCUUACAAACAUGCUAUGCAGUCAUCCCCGGCGUGGCUUCAAGUAUACCUCCGCCAUGGAUGCGGCCCUACAAGCAGGUCUUGUGACGAAAUGGCUAGCGAAUUAUCCCUUUCCUUGUGCCCAACCAGAAAACUCCGGUUUCAACUACAAGCGCUCGGAUGUUGCCUUUCUAUUUGAUCGCAUGGCCUGGAUGAGUGACGACCCCUUGAUGGCGGAUGUGAUCAUCACCGUCAUGCAGUAUCCCACGGGCAGAAAGCAGAUGAGACAGGUCGGCUUAAAUGCGAGCAGUGUCCGAGAGAAUGUUAAUGUCGGUCAUUGGACGCGAAAUUCUUGGGACUGGGUGUAUGCCGAGGAGGGUUCCGAUGAAGACGCAGAUAAUGAUGUGAGAAUGGUCAAUGGCGAGGAUACGGCCGGGACGCUCUUUAUGCCGGACAACAUCACCCUUUGGGAUGAACCCAUGGGCCGCCCUACAACGAGAGCUGGUGCGAGGCUGCGCUCUGCGGAAAGGAGUCAAGAAGAAGAACACCUGAGGAGGCGGCAUCGGGAGGCCAUCGUCGUUGCGGAACGGGGGACACCUUUGAGAAGAGAAAACAUCCUUCAAAGGGAGGACAGCCAGAUUCUACAACCCAUGAACGGUGUCAGUGACGUGGAAGGCGAGUUGAACGGGUUAUUGGGACUCUCCGAGAAUAGAGUCGAACCCGCGCAAGGCGUUCAAGGCUCCAGUGGUUACCCUGUUCACGAAGCACCAGAGGUCCUUGAUCCCGUGGCCGAGGCUGAGGUCGACAGUGAGCUGCGUGCGUUAGAGGAGGCAGUGGCACGGCAGGAAGCAGAAGAGUCGAAUCGUGCUCAGAGCAGACACCGCGAGAUGGAGCAGUUGAUUGAGCAUGACCCAGAGAUACAAGGCACGAAUGGAUCGGCACAUCGCCCGGCGGGAGGCACAACCCUGUCGCCAGACACGAGGAGCCUGGCACGCGAGGACCCAAGCGCUUAG